AUGGUUAGGAUUCUGCGAUCUCGCCGAAUUCCCCGUUUGGUAAGAGGAUCACCAGACUGUACGGAGAUUGUUGUGCAGAGCCUCCGUCGGUUGCCGCGUCGAGCGCCAAUGUCACAUGCACCGCCGCCCCUCAGAACGUCUGUGCGUUCGUCUAUUUGUCUGCUCUCUUCGCGUUCGUCGUUUGCUCUCUUCGCGUUCGUCUAUUUGCUGCCGUCUCUCUUCGCGUUCGUCUAUUUGCUGCCGUCUAUCUCUUCGCGUUCGUCUAUUUGCUGCCGUCUAUCUCUUCGCGUUCGUCUAUUUGCUGCGUCUGUCUCUUCGCGUUCGUCUAUUUGCUGCCGUCUAUCUCUUCGCGUUCGUCUAUUUGCUGCCGUCUAUCUCUUCGCGUUCGUCUAUUUGCUGCCGUCUAUCUCUUCGCGUUCGUCUAUUUGCUGCCGUCUAUCUCUUCGCGUUCGUCUAUUUGCUGCCGUCUAUCUCUUCGCGUUCGUCUAUUUGCUGCCGUCUAUCUCUUCGCGUUCGUCUAUUUGCUGCCGUCUAUCUCUUCGCGUUCGUCUAUUUGCUGCCGUCUAUCUCUUCGCGUUCGUCUAUUUGCUGCCGUCUAUCUCUUCGCGUUCGUCUAUUUGCUGCCGUCUAUCUCUUCGCGUUCGUCUAUUUGCUGCCGUCUAUCUCUUCGCGUUCGUCUAUUUGCUGCCGUCUAUCUCUUCUUCGCGUUCGUCUAUUUGCUGCCGUCUAUCUCUUCGCGUUCGUCUAUUUGCUGCCGUCUAUCUCUUCGCGUUCGUCUAUUUGCUGCCGUCUAUCUCUUCGCGUUCGUCUAUUUGCUGCCGUCUAUCUCUUCGCGUUCGUCUAUUUGCUGCCGUCUAUCUCUUCGCGUUCGUCUAUUUGCUGCCGUCUAUCUCUUCGCGUUCGUCUAUUUGCUGCCGUCUAUCUCUUCGCGUUCGUCUAUUUGCUGCCGUCUAUCUCUUCGCGUUCGUCUAUUUGCUGCCGUCUAUCUCUUCGCGUUCGUCUAUUUGCUGCCGUCUAUCUCUUCGCGUUCGUCUAUUUGCUGCCGUCUAUCUCUUCGCGUUCGUCUAUUUGCUGCCGUCUAUCUCUUCGCGUUCGUCUAUUUGCUGCCGUCUAUCUCUUCGCGUUCGUCUAUUUGCUGCCGUCUAUCUCUUCGCGUUCGUCUAUUUGCUGCCGUCUAUCUCUUCGCGUUCGUCUAUUUGCUGCCGUCUAUCUCUUCGCGUUCGUCUAUUUGCUGCCGUCUAUCUCUUCGCGUUCGUCUAUUUGCUGCCGUCUAUCUCUUCGCGUUCGUCUAUUUGCUGCCGUCUAUCUCUUCGCGUUCGUCUAUUUGCUGCCGUCUAUCUCUUCGCGUUCGUCUAUUUGCUGCCGUCUAUCUCUUCGCGUUCGUCUAUUUGCUGCCGUCUAUCUCUUCGCGUUCGUCUAUUUGCUGCCGUCUAUCUCUUCGCGUUCGUCUAUUUGCUGCCGUCUAUCUCUUCGCGUUCGUCUAUUUGCUGCCGUCUAUCUCUUCGCGUUCGUCUAUUUGCUGCCGUCUAUCUCUUCGCGUUCGUCUAUUUGCUGCCGUCUAUCUCUUCGCGUUCGUCUAUUUGCUGCCGUCUAUCUCUUCGCGUUCGUCUAUUUGCUGCCGUCUAUCUCUUCGCGUUCGUCUAUUUGCCGUCUGCCGUCUAUCUCUUCGCGUUCGUCUAUUUGCUGCCGUCUAUCUCUUCGCGUUCGUCUAUUUGCUGCCGUCUAUCUCUUCGCGUUCGUCUAUUUGCUGCCGUCUAUCUCUUCGCGUUCGUCUAUUUGCUGCCGUCUAUCUCUUCGCGUUCGUCUAUUUGCUGCCGUCUAUCUCUUCGCGUUCGUCUAUUUGCUGCCGUCUAUCUCUUCGCGUUCGUCUAUUUGCUGCCGUCUAUCUCUUCGCGUUCGUCUAUUUGCUGCCGUCUAUCUCUUCGCGUUCGUCUAUUUGCUGCCGUCUAUCUCUUCGCGUUCGUCUAUUUGCUGCCGUCUAUCUCUUCGCGUUCGUCUAUUUGCUGCCGUCUAUCUCUUCGCGUUCGUCUAUUUGCUGCCGUCUAUCUCUUCGCGUUCGUCUAUUUGCUGCCGUCUAUCUCUUCGCGUUCGUCUAUUUGCUGCCGUCUAUCUCUUCGCGUUCGUCUAUUUGCUGCCGUCUAUCUCUUCGCGUUCGUCUAUUUGCUGCCGUCUAUCUUUCGCGUUCGUCUAUUUGCUGCCGUCUAUCUCUUCGCGUUCGUCUAUUUGCUGCCGUCUAUCUCUUCGCGUUCGUCUAUUUGCUGCCGUCUAUCUCUUCGCGUUCGUCUAUUUGCUGCCGUCUAUCUCUUCGCGUUCGUCUAUUUGCUGCCGUCUAUCUCUUCGCGUUCGUCUAUUUGCUGCCGUCUAUCUCUUCGCGUUCGUCUAUUUGCUGCCGUCUAUCUCUUCGCGUUCGUCUAUUUGCUGCCGUCUAUCUCUUCGCGUUCGUCUAUUUUUUUUCGUCUAUCUCUUCGCGUUCGUCUAUUUGCUGCCGUCUAUCUCUUCGCGUUCGUCUAUUUGCUGCCGUCUAUCUCUUCGCGUUCGUCUAUUUGCUGCCGUCUAUCUCUUCGCGUUCGUCUCUUUCGCGUUCGUCUAUUUGCUCUAUCUCUUCGCGUUCGUCUAUUUGCUGCCGUCUAUCUCUUCGCGUUCGUCUAUUUGCUGCCGUCUAUCUCUUCGCGUUCGUCUAUUUGCUGCCGUCUAUUCGUGCCGUCUAUCUCUUCGCGUUCGUCUAUUUGCUGCCGUCUAUCUCUUCGCGUUCGUCUAUUUGCUGCCGUCUAUCUCUUCGCGUUCGUCUAUUUGCUGCCGUCUAUCUCUUCGCGUUCGUCUAUUUGCUGCCGUCUAUCUCUUCGCGUUCGUCUAUUUGCUGCCGUCUAUCUCUUCGCGUUCGUCUAUUUCUUCGCGUUCGUUUGCUGCCGUCUAUCUCUUCGCGUCUAUCUCUUCGCGUUCGUCUAUUUGCUGCCGUCUAUCUCUUCGCGUUCGUCUAUUUGCUUGUCUAUCUCUUCGUCUAUCUCUUCGCGUUCGUCUAUUUGCUGCCGUCUAUCUCUUCGCGUUCGUCUAUUUGCUGCCGUCUAUCUCUUCGCGUUCGUCUAUUUGCUGCCGUCUAUCUCUUCGCGUUCGUCUAUUUGCUGCCGUCUAUCUCUUCGCGUUCGUCUAUUUGCUGCCGUCUAUCUCUUCGUCGUUCGUCUAUUUGCUUCGCGUUCGUCUAUUUGCUGCCGUCUCUAUCUCUUCGUCGUUCGUCUAUUUUCGUCUAUUUGCUGCCGUCUAUCUCUUCGCGUUCGUCUAUUUGCUGCCGUCUAUCUCUUCGCGUUCGUCUAUUUGCUGCCGUCUAUCUCUUCGCGUUCGUCUAUUUGCUGCCGUCUAUCUCUUCGCGUUCGUCUAUUUGCUGCCGUCUAUCUCUUCGCGUUCGUCUAUUUGCUGCCGUCUAUCUCUUCGCGUUCGUCUAUUUGCUGCCGUCUAUCUCUUCGCGUUCGUCUAUUGCUGCCGUCUAUCUCUUCGCGUUCGUCUAUUUGCUGCCGUCUAUCUCUUCGCGUUCGUCUAUUUGCUGCCGUCUAUCUCUUCGCGUUCGUCUAUUUGCUGCCGUCUAUCUCUUCGCGUUCGUCUAUUUGCUGCCGUCUAUCUCUUCGCGUUCGUCUAUUUGCUGCCGUCUAUCUCUUCGCGUUCGUCUAUUUGCUGCCGUCUAUCUCUUCGCGUUCGUCUAUUUGCUGCCGUCUAUCUCUCUCUUCGCGCGUUCGUCUAUUUGCUGCCGUCUAUCUCUUCGCGUUCGUCUAUUUGCUCUUCGCGUUCGUCUAUUUGCUGCCGUCUAUCUCUUCGCGUUCGUCUAUUUGCUGCCGUCUAUCUCUUCGCGUUCGUCUAUUUGCUGCCGUCUAUCUCUUCGCGUUCGUCUAUUUGCUGCCGUCUAUCUCUUCGCGUUCGUCUAUUUGCUGCCGUCUAUCUCUUCGCGUCUCGUUCGUCUAUUUGCUCUAUCUUUCGCGUUCGUCUAUUUGCUGCCGUUUCUCUUCGCGUUCGUCCGUCUCUAUCUCUUCGCGUUCGUCUAUUUGCUGCCGUCUAUUCUUCGCGUUCGUCUAUUUGUCUAUCUCUUCGCGUUCGUCUAUUUGCUGCCGUCUAUCUCUUCGCGUUCGUCUAUCUAUUUUCGCGUUCGUCUAUUUGCUGCCGUCUAUCUCUUCGCGUUCGUCUAUUUGCUGCCGUCUAUCUCUUCGCGUUCGUCUAUUUGCUGCCGUCUAUCUCUUCGCGUUCGUCUAUUUGCGCGUUCGUCUAUUUGCUGCCGUCUAUCUCUUCGUUCGUCUAUUUGCGUCUAUCUCUUCGCGUUCGUCUAUUUGCUGCCGUCUAUCUCUUCGCGUUCGUCUAUUUGCUGCCGUCUAUCUCUUCGCGUUCGUCUAUUUGCUGCCGUCUAUCUCUUCGCGUUCGUCUAUUUGCUGCCGUCUAUCUCUUCGCGUUCGUCUAUUUGCUCUCUUCUUCGCGUUCGUCUAUUUGCUGCCGUCUAUCUCUUCGCGUUCGUCUAUUUGCUGCCGUCUAUCUCUUCGCGUUCGUCUAUUUGCGCCGUCUAUCUUUCGUCUAUUUGCUGCCGUCUAUCUCUUCGCGUUCGUCUAUUUGCUGCCGUCUAUCUCUUCGCGUUCGUCUAUUUGCUGCCGUCUAUCUCUUCGCGUUCGUCUAUUUGGCUGCCGUUCGUCUAUCUCUUCGCGUUCGUCUAUUUGCUGCCGUCUAUCUCUUCGCGUUCGUCUAUUUGCUGCCGUCUAUCUCUUCGCGUUCGUCUAUGAUAUAUAG
Acanthosepion pharaonis is the source of this 4755-nucleotide messenger RNA. Lineage: Eukaryota; Metazoa; Mollusca; Cephalopoda; Sepiida; Sepiidae. The record is from the annotation of a GenBank genome assembly.